Messenger RNA from Drosophila grimshawi, 1555 nucleotides. Its product is annotated as lipase 1. The transcript is spliced from 4 exons. The record is from RefSeq and is a predicted model, not a curated record. Gene Ontology annotation, molecular function: hydrolase activity, acting on ester bonds. Gene Ontology annotation, biological process: lipid metabolic process. Bases 300 to 1496 code for a protein of 398 amino acids. NCBI's taxonomy places the organism in Eukaryota, Metazoa, Arthropoda, Insecta, Diptera, Drosophilidae.
AAGACUUUAGUUAAAUAAGUUCUACUUGCGUCUUGGAGCAGACCAGAAUUGUUAAUCGUGAAGUUUUUUCAUUAUAAUCUUUGAAGUUUAUAUCUGUAUAAAAUUCAUAAAAAUAUAUAUAAAAUAUUCGUAUUGUAUGAUUUAUGCAUCUAAAUUGCAUUCGAGUUAGUUCCCAACUGGCUUUGGGAUCGAUCAGUUAAUAAGCUGUGUCGGAUUCAACAAAUAGCUACUUAUGUCAAGCUGUUUAGUUGCUUAACAGAUCACUUGUAAAAUUGAGCUUUUAACAUUAAGCUUAUAACAUGGUUAGAUUCUAUUACUGCCUGAUCUGGCUAUGCCUGCAUGGCAAUCUAGUGCUUGCUAGAUGCGGCGAUGCGGCUUUUUUAGAAGAUGCACAUCUACCAUCUCCUGGUCUCAUCAGAAAGUAUGGUUACCCAUUUGAAGAGCAUAAAAUCGAAACCAACGAUGGCUUUCUACUGACGGCUCAUCGUAUACCCAAACGAGGGGGACCGCCUGUGCUACUGGUGCAUGGAUUGCAGGAUAGCUCUGCGGCUUGGCUGGUAAAUGGUCCAGAUAAGGCACUGGCCUAUCUGCUCAGUAAUCGGGGCUACGAUGUCUGGAUGCUUAACGUACGUGGCAAUCGUUAUUCGCGAAGGCAUAUCAAUUAUAAGCCUCGUCAACGUCAGUUCUGGGACUUUUCGUUCCAUGAGAUUGGCAUUUAUGAUCUGCCCGCCACCAUUGACUAUAUAUUGAAUCGAAGUGGGGGCUAUAGGAAUCUGCACUACGUCGGUCACUCCCAAGGCACCACCUCGUUCUUUGUGAUGGGCUCCGAGCGACCAGCGUAUAUGAAGAAGAUCAAACUAUUUCAAGGACUUGCCCCAGUUGCCUAUUUUGCGUAUAUGAAGCAGUCAUUGGGAAAAUAUUUUGCGCCUUACAUGGGAGAGAUUGUGCGACUGGCUUAUCGUUCUUGCAUCUAUGAGUUUCCGCCGCAGAGUAAAGUGUUGAAAAAAGUGUUUUAUAAGCUCUGUACUGUUAUUCUUCACAAAUCCUGUACGUUCCUUAUAAUGAAGCUUGCUGGUGUGGAUUACAGGCAGCUGAAUAGCACAACUAUUCAAAUAUAUAUUGGCCAUUUUCCAGCUGGUGGCUCUGUCAAAUCGUUUGAUCACUAUGCUCAGCAGAUUAACAGCGGCGGCUUCUUCAAGUAUAAUUAUCGUAGUGUGGCUAAGAAUCGGAGAGCUUACGGCUCGGCUAAACCACCCGCCUACAAGUUGGGCAACGUCGACUGCAAAGUGGCUCUAUAUUAUGGCAAAAACGAUCUGCUGGCCGCUGUCAAGGAUGUGCAGCACUUGCGCAACGAGUUGCCAAAUGUGGUGCAUGAUGAGCUAUUGACCUACAGAAAAUUCAAUCAUAUUGAUUUUCUAGUUGCGAUUGAUGUGAGAAAAUUGCUUUAUGACAGCAUGUUCAGUGUGAUGAAAAGGGUCGAAAACGGAGAGCUUUAAUGAAAACAAAAUUGGAAAUAGUAUUUCAAUUAGAAGAUGUACAUAAAUAAAUAAAUAAA